Messenger RNA from Dendrobium catenatum, 429 nucleotides. RefSeq lists its product as uncharacterized. Lineage: Eukaryota; Viridiplantae; Streptophyta; Magnoliopsida; Asparagales; Orchidaceae. Bases 1 to 429 code for a protein of 142 amino acids. The record is from RefSeq and is a predicted model, not a curated record. The transcript is spliced from 2 exons.
AUGUACAAAAUAGUCGGUAUUCGGCGAGUAUAUGGUCGAUCGUUCAGAAAUUGCGAGAACCUUGAUAGCUCCUAUAUUCAGGAUCUUCUCCACAUGGCCUCUAUGUCCAAUUGUAAACCUCUCCUCACGCCACUUCCGUCAAAGUAUCCUACCGAUCCUGAACUUCAGCUUCCGUUUGCUCAACCAGAGCUUUUUCGGACUCUCGCGGGCUCGUUACAGUAUCUCACCUCCACACACCCUGAUAUCGCAUUUGUUCUUCUCAAACGCAUUUUGCAUUAUCUACAAGGCACUUCGUAUCAUGCUCUUGUUCUUCCUAAGACUGACUUAGCACUUUCUGCUUACUCGGACUCCGACUGGGCCGGUGAUCAAUUAGAUCACAAAUCAACAACUGGCUACUGUCUGUUUCUCUGCGCCGCUCUGCUCUCCUAG